This is a messenger RNA of Candidozyma auris, 1113 nucleotides long. RefSeq names its product protein phosphatase regulator SHP1 (gene SHP1). Gene Ontology annotation, biological process: autophagosome assembly; proteasome-mediated ubiquitin-dependent protein catabolic process; membrane fusion. Gene Ontology annotation, cellular component: cytosol; nucleus. Bases 1 to 1113 code for a protein of 370 amino acids. Gene Ontology annotation, molecular function: ubiquitin binding. The transcript has a single exon. Lineage: Eukaryota; Fungi; Ascomycota; Pichiomycetes; Serinales; Metschnikowiaceae. The record is from RefSeq and is a predicted model, not a curated record.
AUGUCUGAUAACGACCAGCUUGUCCAGAGCUUUAUAGCAGUUACCAGUGCUCCCAAGGCAGUUGCAGAGCAAUUCUUAGAGAAAAACAACUUUGACCUCACCACGGCAAUUGAAGACUUCUACGCCCUGAACGAGGAAUCUCAUUACGACGCCCACAGCCAGCCUGAUAAAAAAGCCCCUUCCUCCAGGAAAUCUGCUCGUGGAGGCUUCAGAACCUUGAGAGAUCUCAACGAAGAUUCAGAUGAUCCUGAAGACACAAACACGAACUUCUUCACCGGUGGCGAGAAGUCAGCGUUGCAAGUGGAGAACCCAGAUAAGGACAAAAACGAAGGGCACCAGCCUUCUCUCAUCGAAAAGAUCUUCCAGAAGGCACAGGAGCAGAUGGAUGAGCCAGACGAUAGACCCUCAGCGCAGAUGGAGCCGCAGAGGCGGUCGAAUUUCACGGGUGCUGGCUUCAAACUCGGAGACUCGAACCAGCCGCUGGAAGUGGUGGAGGACCCAUUUGCACAUGCGAGAAACAGACCAAUGAAAGUGAACAGAGAAAUCACGUUCUGGCGUCAGGGAUUCACAAUUGGCGACGGGGAGUUGCGGAGAUACGACGACCCUGAGAACCAGGCGGUGUUGCACGAAUUGAAGCAAGGGCGCGUGCCCGUAUCGCUUUUGAACGUGGAGUUUGGCCAGGACGUGGAUGUGUCUGUGCUUAAGAAGACGGACGAGGACUACGUUCCGCCAAAGCGUAAGUUGGGAGGUUUCCAUGGCCUGGGCCACCGGUUGGGCUCUCCAGUGCCAGGAGAGAGCCCCAGCAGCGUCACUUCGCAGCCGGAAGCGGCGCAGGAACCAAAAGCAGCACCAAAGCCAGAGGAUCAGGGCACAGGAGACUCACUUGUUCAGAUCAGAUUCGCUAAUGGCAAAAGAGUAGCGCAUAAAUUCAACUCGAGCGAUUCCAUCAGCGCUGUGUACGACUUCGUGCGGAGUCACGAGCACAACAACAACUCCACAAGACCGUUUGUCUUGUCCCAUGCAUUUCCCGUAAAGCCCAUCGAAGAGUCUCUGGGGGUGACCGUUGAAGAGGCCAAGCUAAAGAAUGCCGUUAUCGUUCAAAGGUGGGCAUAA